AUGUUUAUUUGUAUUAAUUUCAAUUACAUACUUUUUGUUGAUAGCGCUGGUGAUGUCUCAGUGACAAUUUUACCAUUAUUUAUUAUUGUCGGGAUAACAAUGAUUAAAGAUGGUCUUGAAGAUAUACUUCGUCAUCGAACAGAUAAACAAUUAAAUUCUGUUGAAAUUCAAGUACUCAAUUUCGAUUUUAAUAAACAACAUAUUCAAUGGAUUAUUAAACGAGCUCAAUCUUUAUCUGUCGGUGAUGUAAUACUCUGUAAAAUAAAUCAAGUAUUUCCAUGUGAUAUACUUCUACUAGCGUCUAGUAAUCCAACUGGACAAGUUUGUAUUACUACAGCUAAUUUAGAUGGUGAAAGUAAUACAAAAAAGUAUUAUACAAUUCCUAGAAUGCAAACAAUCUAUUCAAAGUAUAUAAAUAAUCAGUUAAUUGAAAAGAAUUUAAAACAUCAUAGUUUUGAGCAUAAUGUAGAACAAUUAUACUUAAAAGUUAAUUGUCAACAACCUAAUGAACAGUUAUACACUUUUGAAGGUCGUUAUACAAGUAAACAUUCAAAUGAUACUAAUCUACCAUUGGUUAUUACAAAUUUAGCAUUACGUGGAGCAAGAUUAAUUUCAACAGAAUAUGUAAUUGGUAUGGUUUUAUACACUGGAAAAGAUACUAAAUUAUCGUUGAACAGUAAACAAGCUAAGCGUAAAUAUAGUUCAAGAGAAGGUUUAUCUAAUAUGAUAUUACUUAUUUUUAUGGUAUUAAUGCUUGGUCUCACUAUAAUUCUAUCUAUUCUAUCUACUAUAUGGAUUAAAAAUAAUUCUUUGAAUAUAUGGUAUGUAACAUUUGAAGAAUUAACUGCUUGGCAGUUUAUUCGAACUAUUUUUCGUUUUCUUUUCAUUAUAAAUUAUUUAAUUCCAAUAUCAAUUAUAGUGACAAUUGAAUUUCAACAAUUAUUACUUGCUUUCAAUAUAUCAAAUGAUAUUGAAAUGUAUAAUUCAUAUGAUGAUAUACGUAGUCGAGCAAAUAAUGCACAAUUAGCGGAUGAAUUAGGUCAAGUUGAAUUUUUAUUCAGUGAUAAAACAGGCACUCUAACACAAAAUCAAAUGAUACUACGUUCUUGUUGUAUAUUGGACAAUGAACAAGUGUAUAAAUGUGAUGAUAGUUAUUAUAUGAAUAAUAAAACCGCGGGAAAUGCAUUUAAAACAAAUAAAGAUGAAGUAUUACAAGUGUAUAGUAGUUCAUCUGAAUCAGAUGAUGAUAAUGAAAGUCUUGAAAAUAAAAAUCACAAACAUGAUACAAUGAUACCUAAAAGAAAUAAAACAAAAGUUAAUUACAAUAUUACACAUCCUAAAAUACCGGCUCUCUGUCAUACAGUCGACUUGGAUAGCAGUAAAAUAACAAUCAGCCAGAACUAUGAAGGUGAUAUCAGUAAUGAUAUUGAUGAAAGUUAUACGGGAGACCGAAAUGAGCCUAUGAAAAAUAUUAAUAAAAAAUUGAUUUGA
Molecule: messenger RNA, 1491 nt
Organism: Heterobilharzia americana
Lineage: Eukaryota; Metazoa; Platyhelminthes; Trematoda; Strigeidida; Schistosomatidae
Source: the annotation of a GenBank genome assembly